Messenger RNA from Penaeus chinensis, 396 nucleotides. RefSeq names its product allergen Asp f 7 homolog. The coding region runs from base 1 to 396 and encodes 131 amino acids. The record is from RefSeq and is a predicted model, not a curated record. NCBI's taxonomy places the organism in Eukaryota, Metazoa, Arthropoda, Malacostraca, Decapoda, Penaeidae. The transcript is spliced from 2 exons.
AUGCAUGCCCUCCCGUCAGCCUUCGUAUGCGGCCCAAAGGAAACAAGCAGAUCCACUCUGAGAUUCGAACUCCAUAUUUGCCAUCCAACUCCACAAGAUAUAAAUCUGGGACCCACGACUGGCCUUCCUGCCAUCACAUACUUGACCUUAGUCCCACUCUGCGACCUUCGCCCCGCCCUCCCCCAGCUGCCUGACACCACACGCCACCAGCUCUCUUACUCCCCACUAACACAGCUCUCGCACCCCCCCCCCCCACCUUUGAGACUGCUCUUAAACCUCCCCAACCCUGAAUACAGCUCUCACCCCCCUCCACCUUUAACACAGUUCGCACCCCCACACUUAACACAGCUCUCACACCCACCUUUAACACAGCUCCCACCUCUCCCCAACGCUUAA